GUGUUCUGUUUAGUAAAAAGAUUUGUUGCUGGAUUCAUUAGUAGCGUUUUCACUGCAGCUGGUUUUUAUGCACUAAGAUUCAUUCUUUGGAGUUAUUUAGAAUAUGACAUUUUGACUAAUCUAGAUAACUGAGCGGUUAGCUUAAGUUAUUUUUUGCAGUUUAUCAGCUGUUAGGAUUUUAAUUAAUGAAUGACUUACACAUAAUUUAGCUAUGUCUUAUUCUGGUGGUCCUACGGGUGUUUCUAAUAAAGUUGGAAUUACUUCACCAGUGGGUAGUGAUGCAGCUGGCUAUAAUAGUUGCAUGAAAGAUCCGAAUAAUUCAGCUAUACGUAGUUCUAGUACAGGUGAUACUUCAAUUACAACUGACGCUCAAAAAUUACAGCAGAAAAUUGUUAAAGUAGGAAAGGAGAUACAGUACCAUCGUGAACAAUUUGAAGGUGCUAAAGAGCAGUUUAAUGAGAUUUUAUCUGUAGAACAUAUGUAUACAUAGCAGGGCAGACGAGAUGAAUGAGAAACAAUAUAUAAAGCACGUCUCUCUGCAGUAAAGGAUUGUGACACUAAUCUAUCUAGUGAACUGAGAAGGCUUGAUAUACUACAAACAAAAUUAAAUAAUGCAGAUUAUUCUACGUCUUCUACAUCUUCUAGUACUAAACGUAGAUUUAGGGAUUGUUCUGUGGCUGAUAAUGGUUCUAGUACAGCUGCUAAUAAACGUAGAUCUGGUUAUGAGUAGCUUUAUCUAGUUAAAAAGCUUACAAAAUUCUCUAUCAUUUCACUUAACCACUAUAUUUCACAGUUAUAUGCCUAUUGUUGUAGAAUCUGUAUCAUUAGAGAAAGUCUUAUCACUAUUGCAAGAACAAUAGUAAAAUAAACUUGCUCUAAAUAAAACUUGCUUUUAUAUUAAAAAAGA
Molecule: messenger RNA, 907 nt
Organism: Didymella exigua CBS 183.55
Lineage: Eukaryota; Fungi; Ascomycota; Dothideomycetes; Pleosporales; Didymellaceae
Exons: 1
Coding region: 212-490 (92 amino acids)
Source: RefSeq, a predicted model, not a curated record